Messenger RNA from Elgaria multicarinata webbii, 2385 nucleotides. RefSeq names its product zinc finger protein 232-like. The transcript is spliced from 4 exons. Bases 1 to 1905 code for a protein of 634 amino acids. The record is from RefSeq and is a predicted model, not a curated record. Lineage: Eukaryota; Metazoa; Chordata; Lepidosauria; Squamata; Anguidae.
AUGGCAGAGCAGGAGGGAGCAGCUGCUGUGGGUCUCCUGUGUAUCGAGCCAGUGGAGGAGGAAGGGGUCAAAAACGGAGGAAGGAGCCUGUGCCUUGCCCAGGUCGGAGCAAUUGGAGAGUUUGCGAGUUGGGCCAUCCCUGGGCAGGUGGGAUCAGAAGCUGAGGAGGGAUUGGCCCAGAGCUGGGAAGUCCAAUGGCAGGAUUUCUUGAAGGUGGUGCACAGCCCUCACCGGGAGAGCCCUGAAUUGCCGAAGACCAUGCGGUGGGAAGUCACCAAGUCCUCCCUGGUUCCUUCCGAAAUGGCGGCCAAUUUGGGCAGCGGGCCGCAAGGGGAGGUAGCGAUUGGACGCUUGCCGGGCCUCGAAGCCGGAGCCCCAGAGGUCUCUCGCAACCAGGAGACAGGGGACAGUGGAGAAGUGCUGGAGAUCCUGAGCCAGGCGGACCUGGAAUCCCGACGGCAGCGCUUCCGGCUCUUCCGCUACCAGGAGGGCGAGGGCCCCCGGGAAGUUUUCGACCGACUCCACGAUCUUUGCUGCCAGUGGCUGACUCCCGAGAGCCACACGAAGGAGCAGAUCUUGGAAUUGCUGAUCCUGGAGCAGUUUCUGGCUGUCCUGCCCUCGGAGAUGCAGAGCUGGGUCAGGGAAGCCGUUCCAGAGUCCUGUUACCAGGCGGUGGCCCUGGCCGAGGAUUUCCUGCUGAGACAGCGAGAGGCCGAGGAAUGGGAAGGACAGGUGCUCGGGACGUCUGCAGAAGUGGCUGUGAGCUUCUCCGAAGAAGAUCAGGCACCUUCGGAGCCCUACAGCGGAGUCAAGCAGGAGGGUGUCAGGGAUGCCAGCUUGCUAGGAGGAGAGGAGCUUGUGAGCGAAUGUGAUGUAGUAAGAACAGAGCUGGAAGUAAACUUAGAGAACCAGGCAGAAAGUCCAACAGAAACUUGGAAGCAUCAGUCAAUUGCUGGUUCUUGGGCUGACCUGCCCGAAAUCACAAUCCCACAACAGGUGACGAGAAAGAAGACCACGUACACCACCUUCAGGAAAAGCCGGGCCCAGAAACUAGACCUUAAGAGACAUCAGAGAAUCCACGCGGGACCGAAGCUGCACAUCUGCACAGAAUGCGGGCAGAGUUUCACACGGAAAGCCAACCUCUUUCGACACCAGCUACUCCACACUGGGCAGAGGUCGCACCUGUGCGCAGUCUGUGGGCGAAGCUUCACUCGGAGAGAAAACCUGAUAAGACACCUGAGAAUUCAUACAGCAGGUCAGGGGUGGAUGAUUCAGCACGAGGAGGGGCAACUUCAGGUGCCGUUGGAAGAAACUGAAGCGGCUGUGCUGGAGAACCAAGAUGGCCGAAAGAAGGCGGAGAUGCACCAAACGGGGAACUGGAGGGAUAAAUCCCUGGAAGAUGAGGAGGGUGCCUGCUUCGAAAUCACAAUCCCUCAAAUGGUCCGCCAAGGGACGAAGAGGAACACAUGCUCCGUUUGUGGGAAAAGCUUCACUCGCAAAUCGACCCUUAAUAGACAUCAGAGAAUAGUGCACACAGGAGAGAACCUUUAUACAUGUUCAGAUUGCGGGAAAAGCUUCUGCAAGGCACCGUCGGAACGUAGAAUACCCGAGGCAGCGACUCACGCAGGAAAGAAAGAUGUACAUCAGUGUGUCAAAUGUCAGGAGAAAAGUAAUCUAAACCCGAGUCUUAAAAGCCGCAAGAGAAUCUACAAAGGGAAGCAGCCGUUCAAGUGUUUGGACUGCGACCGAAGUUUCGGCUGCCACUCGCACCUUCUUAGACACCAGAGAAUCCACACGGGAGAGAAACCGUACCUGUGUCUGGCCUGCGGGAAGAGUUUCCGUCAGACUGCGCACCUUGUUAAGCAUCAGAGGACGCACGGGAAUCAGACACAAUUUGUCUGGUGAAGGUGACGGAGGAGGAAACGUCUCCUGGACUUCACACCUUAUUUAGAUUCCUGCAGGGGGUUGGACUCGAUGGCCUUAUAGGCCCCUUCCAACUCUGCUAUUCUAUGAUUUUAGACAUCAGCAGAGGAAAGAGAGAUGCACACACAUAUUUUGCAUCACCUUUCCCCCAACCUGGUGUCCUCAGCGUGUGUUGGACUACAACGCCCAGCAUCCCCAGCCAGCUGCUUUGCAUGCAGAAAAUCCCAGGUUCGAUGUGGAGUAUCUCCAGCUGAAAGGAUUUCGGGUAGUAGUUGAUGAGAAAGUCCUCCUUCUCCCUGGGGAAGGGAAUGGGAAAGUUCUGCAGGGGGAACUCAGGUCUCUGCAGGCCCGAUGGACAACCUAAUUAGGCCGGAUUAGACCCAAAGGCUGGAGGUUGCCCACCCACGCCAUAGAGAGCCACGGCCACUAAGGUGACCCUAUGGAAAGGAGGACAGGGCUCCU